ACCAGGUGCCACGAGUGGGACCCAGAGAGCCAGCCCUCUCGCGUCCCGGCCGACGGAUGGACGUAGUCCCCUCAAACUCUUACUAUCACUUCCAGGAGGAGCCUUGAGGCAGCAUCACUCUAGUGCUACAUAUCUCAACAGAGAGGAAGGCAGUAUAUAUGGUGUGUGUGUGUGUGUUCGCCGCAGUUUCACGACAGAUUGGUGAAUUAUGUGUUAUAGAAGGAGGGAUUACUAGCUACUUCGAGUCGGAAUGAAGCAAUUCUUCGAGCAGUACAGAGGCACUACUUCUGCCUGUACUGAGGCACUACUUCUGCCUGUACUGAGGCACUACUUCUGCCUGUACUGAGGCACUACUUCUGCCUGUACUGAGGCACUACUUCUGCCUGUACUGAGGCACUACUUCUGCCUGUAGUGAGGCACUACUUCGACCUGUACUGAGGCACUACUUCGACCUGUACAGAGGCACUACUUCGACCUGUACUGAGGCAUUACUUCGACCUGUACAGAGGCACUACGUCGACCUGUACAGAGACAUUACUUCGACCUGUACAGAGACAUUACUUCGACAUGUACAGCGGCACUACCUCGACCUGUACUGAGGCUCUACUUCGACCUGUACAGAGGCAUUACCUCGACCUGCACAGAGACAUUACUUCGACCUGUACAGCGGCACUACCUCGACCUGUACAGAGGCUCUACUUCGACCUGUACAGAGGCACUACUUCGACCUGUACAGAGGCUCUACUUCGACCUGUACUGAGGCAUUACUUCGACCUGUACUGAGGCAUUACCUCGACCUGUACUGAGGCAUUACUUCGACCUGUACUGAGGCAUUACCUCGACCUGUACUGAGGCAUUACCUCGACCUGUACUGAGGCAUUACUUCGACCUGUACUGAGGCAUUACUUCUGCCUGUACUGAGGCAUUACUUCGACCUGUACUGAGGCAUUACUUCGAGCUGUACAGAGGCAUUACUUCGACCUGUACUGAGGCAUUACUUCGACCUGUACUGAGGCACUACUUCGACCUGUACUGAGGCAUUACUUCGACCUGUACUGAGGCAUUACUUCGACCUGUACUAAGGCAUUACUUCGACCUGUACUGAGGCAUUACUUCGACCUGUACUGAGGCAUUACCUCGACCUGUACUGAGGCAUUACUUCGACCUGUACUAAGGCAUUACUUCGACCUGUACUGAGGCAUUACUUCGACCUGUACUGAGGCAUUACUUCGACCUGUACUGAGGCACUACUUCGACCUGUACUGAGGCAUUACUUCGACCUGUACUGAGGCAUUACUUCGACCUGUACUGAGGCAUUACUUCGACCUGUACUAAGGCAUUACUUCGACCUGUACUGAGGCAUUACUUCGACCUGUACUGAGGCAUUACCUCGACCUGUACUGAGGCAUUACUUCGACCUGUACUAAGGUAUUACUUCGACCUGUACAGAGGCACUACUUCGAGCUGUACAGAGGCUCUACUUCGAGCAGUACUGAGGCAAAAUUUCAAGCAGUUCUGAGGCACAACUUCGAGCAGUUCUAAGGCACAACUUCAAGCAGUUCUGAGGCACAACUUUGAGCAAUACUGAGGCAAAACUUCAAGCAGUUCCGAGGCACAGCUUCGAGCAGUUCUGAGGCACAACUUCAAGCAGUUCUGAGGCACAACUUCAAGCAGUUCUGAGGCACAACUUCAAGCAGUUCUGAGGCACUGCUUCAACAAUACUGAGGCAUAACUUCAAGCAGUUCUGAGGCACUGCUUCGACAAUACUGAGGCAUAACUUCGAGCAGUAUUGAGGCAAAACUUCAAGCAGUUCUGAGGCACUGCUUCGACAAUACUGAGGCAUAACUUCGAGUAGUAUUGAGGCAAAACUUCAAGCAGUUCUGAGGCAUAACUUCAAGCAGUUCUGAGGCACUGCUUCGACAAUACUGAGGCAUAACUUCAAGCAGUUCUGAGGCACUGCUUCGACAAUACUGAGGCAUAACUUCAAGCAGUUCUGAGGCACUGCUUCGAGCAAUACUGAGGCACAACUUCAAGCAGUUCUGAGGCACUGCUUCGAGCAAUACUGAGGUAUAACUUCAAGCAGUUCUGAGGCACUGCUUCGAGCAAUACUGAGGCAUAACUUCAAGCAGUUCUGAGGCACAGCUUCGAGCAGUUCUGAGACACAACUUCGAACAAUACUGAGGCACUACCUCGAGCGGUAAUGAAGCACUCACAUGAGCGGUACUGAAGCAGGUACCUGCUAUUAUACUUCAUCGAACUUUAUUUAGGUGACAGACAAGCACUGAAAAGACCCUAAUAUUCAGAGACAUACAUACCCAUACAUACAUAUACAUAACCCCCCCCCCCACACACACACAUACAUAUCACAAACAGACGGCAGUAACCGACGCACACACACACACACAUAUACCAGGCACAAGUUCUUUCAUAUACAUACAUAACUAACGUCCAUUAUACGGUAGUUAAACACACAUAAAUACACACACUUACAUACACACUAUCCCCCCCCCUCCCACACACACAUACACACAUACGGCAUCACAGGCGGUACUCAUCCCUGGCCAGGUGUGUGCAGGCUAGUCAAGGGUGAGAGCCAUGGGCUAGCCAGGCUACACCAGCCAGGUGUGUAGCUGCACACCUGAUCCCUGCAGCAGGUCUGUGUCCUGCCCUCAGCGCCCCGUCCGGAGAUAACUUAGAGAGGGCGCGAUGGUGGUCGGUGGCGGGAAGGAGAUGGGAGGAGCUGUUGACGUGGCCACAUCAGUCUACGCCAGCCGGGAGGCCGUGAGCGACGCCCCAGGACUGGAGGCGGCCCUGUCCGCCAACAGCACCAACAUCUCCGCUGCCUGCUGUGGCGGCGCCCCCGGCGUUGACCUGGACAAGUUCGCCUCCCGCUUGAUGUGGUACGAAGACUUCAUCGUUGGGUCCUUCCUCGUCUUUGUCGGGGUUCUCUCCGUGCUGGGCAACGUGUCGACGGUACUGAUGUUCCGGCAGCGCCUCCGUCAGCUGACCCCGGCCGAGGUGCUCCUGCUCAACCUGGCACUCAUGCACCUCUUCCUGGCCCUCUGCAGCUACCCGGCACCUAUGGUCUCCAGCUUCGCCCACAGGUGGCUCUUUGGGGACAUCGGGUGCGAGGUGUACGGCUUCGUGUGCUACCUGCUGGGGAUCGCCACCAUCACCUCCAUGGCCGCCCUGGCCGUCGUCAGGUACCUGAAGACCUGCUCCCUCGCCUACGGCAGGCGACUGACGUCCGAGCACAUGAAGGUGGUGCUGGUGGGGGUGUACAUGUACUCAGUGUUCUGGGCGGUACUCCCACUCUUCUCCUUCGUCAGCGACUUCGAGGUGGAACCCUUCGGCACCUCCUGCACCCUCAACUGGGCCAAUCCUGCCAACAGUGCCCAGGUGUACAUCGUGCUGGUGGUGACGCUGGUGGUGACGCUGCCGGCGGCGGUGAUGGUGUGGUGCUACGCCAGGAUCCUGCUCCUGGUGCGCCGGAACUACCGCAACAAACUCACCACCCUCCGCAACCCUUUCACGUCCCAACGGCGCUCCGAGCUCCAGAUCACACUGGUGUCCGGGCUGGUGUGUGCAGGGUUCCUGGUGGCGUGGCUACCCUACUGCCUGGUGUCCGUCGUGACCGGCCUGAUGGGACACCAGGCUCCUGUCUACGUCACCCUGGUGCCUGUCCUGCUGGCUAAGUCCUCCUGCGCCUACAACCCCGUCAUCUACGUCUUCGUUAACGCCAGGUACAGAAAGGAGAUGCUGGGGAUCCUUCAGAAGCAUCUGAGCCCCUUGAUGUGUUGCCUGCGGGGACAGGAACGUCAUGACGAAGACGAUGACGAAGAGUCGUCCCAAGAGGUGAAGUCAGUGUACAUGACCCGCACCUACAGGGAGUCGCCCAUCCUGGAGGAGGACCUGUCCACCACCAUCGCCGUCGGCACCAGACUCCAGCGGGUCCUCGCCACCGCCGCCGACCUCACACCUGCAGCCACACUCAAUCUGGACCUUACCGCCAUCUCUGCUGGUAUCAACCUCAAGCCGGACGUCGACACCUCCGCCGCCGACCUCACCCAAACAACCAGACUAAAGCCGGACCUCACCAUCACAAGUGCCAGCCUCCCACCGGACCUCACUACCACCCUUGCGAGCCACAGCCUCCAGCCGGACCUCCAAGGGAGCGUGGCCGCACCUCUCAGCAACUGACCAGGUUCCUGGCCGCGCCCAGCACAUGUAGUAGGAAAGGCAGGUCUGGGGGCGGGUACACCGCUCUCCUGGACGGUCCUCUGCUCGUUAACAUUAUGAAGACUUCCAAUUGUGAUGCCUCAAUCAAGAAUUGUCCUUACGACCAGUCUACAGACUAAAGUUUUCUUCAAGUGGUGUCAUGGAUUUCUCGUCACCUGUACACAUACACGCACGCACAUCUUCAUUCUCAAGGCUUCAAACACAUAAGUGUCCUAGUGAUGACAAUGAUCUAAAACUCAAUUAUUUUGAAAUUCAGUAUUCCCCUUGAGCGCAGUUUCCGUCCAGGUCAGUGGACUAGAGAGCUGUACCAUCAACACCCUCGUAGCUACAUGUUCUUACUCCUUCAGACACCCUACGAGAGUCGGCCAUAACAGAGCUCUCCGGUAGACGAGGUAGAAUAACGAGUGACAGAGGGACCGGCUGAGGUCUCCAGGAAGGGGGGCUAGUGUGUCACCGUCAGCCUCCAGCUACUCUGCUCCGGACACUGAUAACCAUGAAUUUGUUUCCUUCCUCACUGGUCAAAAAGAAUUCGUGCAGUUUGGUCCACGGUGCUCCAGCUGUCGUAGCAAUAUUAGCAGCAAAAGCGGACCCUCCGCAGUUCCUCCUUCAUAAAUCCGUCGCCAAGACGCACACACACUAACAAAAUGUCCCCUAGUUUUGGCAAGACUCGAGGCGACGUACCAUCCGGGUCAUCUUGGUGCUUAAUGUCCGUAGAGCUUCGUCAACUUAGUUUAGAGAAGGGGGAGGAAAAAGAAAAUGGGAUGCAAGCUCCCAGACCAAUGAAUGACGAUCUUGACGAUUAGUCCAGCCAUAAGGAUGAGCCAUGCACGCGGAGGCAAGUCACAGCACGGAAAGUCAUGAUAACCAUCCCUCGACCCUCGAGGUACGACCCUUCCCCCCGACACCCCUCCCAACUACCCUCUCCUCCUUCAUCAACCCUCCAACCCCUCCUCUUCUAAAGUUAAAACGUAAAGAUGAAGCGAAAUUUUAAAGACGUUGAGGAAUGUGAAGAGAAGAUCCCAUCGGAAUAGGGUCAAAAUAACUAUUGUGCGAGAGAUCAGUAAAAGGAAAUGGCUGGAGAAUCUAGGAAGUACAUGUGACCACCGACACGUGCAGGACAUGUUCGUCUAAACUAGUAUUCUAGUCUAGAAGUUAGACUAGUUCUUCUAGACUUCUAGACGCCAGGAGUAGACAGGUUGAACGUCAUUUCUCACCGAGGAUCAGAAGAAUACAACCGAGGCUCGUCCCUGUGGUGGGCACUACAGCCUCCAAGAGUGAGAGAGAUGAUCUCAUCUUUAGACGAAGACAAUUACGUAUACAUCUUACUCUUCUUCUGAAUAUUUGUGAACUGUGUGAAGCGUUUUAAGCCAGUAUGGAUUUGGUUGGACCCACGAAACUGGCUUUGACAGUCUACCUCUGACCCUUCUCAAUACGCAUUUCAAUUCAAUUUCUUUAUUGUGCACCCCAUACCCAUCCCGUGGGCGGUGGUGGAAAGGGUUACAGAGGAACAUAAUGGGUUCAGGAAC
Procambarus clarkii (red swamp crayfish) is the source of this 5765-nucleotide messenger RNA. RefSeq names its product opsin-5. Gene Ontology annotation, molecular function: G protein-coupled photoreceptor activity. Gene Ontology annotation, cellular component: plasma membrane. Gene Ontology annotation, biological process: G protein-coupled receptor signaling pathway; phototransduction; cellular response to light stimulus. The record is from RefSeq and is a predicted model, not a curated record. Lineage: Eukaryota; Metazoa; Arthropoda; Malacostraca; Decapoda; Cambaridae.